Colossoma macropomum (tambaqui) is the source of this 3099-nucleotide messenger RNA. RefSeq names its product RNA binding motif protein 44 (gene rbm44). The record is from RefSeq and is a predicted model, not a curated record. Lineage: Eukaryota; Metazoa; Chordata; Actinopteri; Characiformes; Serrasalmidae. Gene Ontology annotation, molecular function: RNA binding. The transcript is spliced from 17 exons.
AUGUGGUAUCCUCCGUCGGUCUUGGUGCCGUGUUACUUAGAGCCCUACUCACGCAGACCUUCAGAUGUGUCUACCACAAUGAUGUGGCAGAUGAGACCGUUUGAACAACAACUGUACCUUGCAACGAACGGAAUAAUAGGUUUUCGAGACUGUCCCUUGUAUGUGGAGGAUGGAAGGAAAUUCCUGUUGAACAAGUCUGUGUUUGAUCUCAUAAAUGUCAGUCAUUUUCUGGAGUUGACCGAUCCAAAGUUGCUUGGCUGGUAUCUUUCCCUACCAGCAGAAGACCGGAAACUGAUACAAGAAGAAGGAGGAUUUUUCCAAUUUCUGCAAAGACAUCCUGCUCUUGAAGUAACUAGGCAUAUUGUUCACUUGAAACGUAAGUUAUCAAGACACCCCAUGUUCUAUGGUACAUUACAGUGUCUAAACUGUGGUACAAGUUGUUCAUCUGGGGCAAAGAAAUGCAGACGCUGUAACACACCCAUCUUAAACCCGGAGAAAAACGUUUGCAUAUCAGAGGAAGAAAAAUCGCUCGGCUUGCUACCAAACAGCGUGAAAGAGGAGCUGAAUCUCUUGAAAGCUGAAAGAAAUAAAGUAUCCAUGAGGAGCCUUGACCAGUUAGACUACAUUAAGAACACCUCAGAUACUUCGUCUGCUCCUUGGAUCGCCUCUGCAAACAGGUGCCAGCAAGCUUUAGAUGAUACCCAUGUAGCACAGAACAGUCCAUACCAGCAGGAGACAUACUCUACUGAGGCACAGUAUUUGUCUCAGCUGUGGGAGGAAGGCGUGUGGAAUGAUGGGACUGAUGUCAAAGUCUUUAAAGAUCCCGUGCCACAGGCAAACUCCUCACUGGACAUGGAGCUUGAGAGGCAGAAGAGUGACCAAGACCAAGGACAUGCUCUCAUUGACACCAGUGCAGAUUUUCCUCAUUUAAAUCAGGAAACCCCACCGGAGUACUACAGUCUGAACAGCACUGGGUUGGAGCAAACAUCUGCUCAAUGGAGUGAUGCCACUGAGUCACUGCAGCCAGGCCACAGUGACUCCCUAAUGGCCACUAAAGACAGCACUGAAGUGUCCAGCAUUGAUGAGCCUGUAGAGAAUCCAGCUGCUCCUGGUCCUGAGAAUUGCACCUUUCCUGAUUCUGUAUCUUGCAACUCCUCUGAGUGGACAGACUACACAGAGGAUUACCAAGACCUCGGCAAUGAGGAUGACUCAGGAUGUGAUCCAAAGACAGAUGAAUAUCAUAGUGUAGUUGAUGAAGGUCCUUCAAGUUCAGGAGCACUUGUCAGCAAUCCCAGUUUGUCAGGAUCAGGCUCUGGCUCUACACAGUGUACUCCUGCAAGGGUGUCUGCAUCUGUGGAGACUUGUUUGCCCUCAGGCCAGAGUGAGCUUAACAUCAAGUCCACCAGAUCAUGUCAGAAAUGUGAGGGUACUCCUUUUCCCCUUAGCGUGAGCAAGGCAGUGGAUGCCACUGGUGACUUCAGGUCUUGCUUUACAUCUACUCAGGCAACAGAAGUUGGCCAGAACACUUUUGUGAAACCUUGCCGAGAUGUCGCUCUUGGUACUGAGUCAUUCACUGUUAACUGUGAGCAGGAGACACAGACACUUCAAGUGUCCACUUCUGAGAAAUGUGUCAUUACUGAAGUCCGCAUGUCUGACCUGGAUGUUCUUUCUGAGGAAUUUGAGUACCUGAAAAUGAUGGAAGAGGAACUGAAAUAUUUGAAAAAGAAAAUUGCAAGGUAACAGAGUAUUCAGCAUCCAGGCUGUGACGAAGGGCCUGGCAGCACGAGGCAGAGGAAUGACUGUGGUUGUGAUGCUGUCCAUCGUGCAAGACGGGCUGAGCUGCAUCUACUGGCUUUGCAGUUUGUCAUGUGCCAGCAGCACUGCUGGAGGUGCUUUUACACGUCUCCACUGGGUGAGACUGCACUUCAGAGGACUGAAGCACUGCCAGGUGUGAUGUUGCAGACCCUCAAGACACUGGAGGAUGAUUACCUCAAGAUGAAGAGGAAGAUCUUGGGAGGGAUUCACCUUGAUGACCUUAAGCCAUUGUCUGUGGACACUUGCAGAAUAACUACAGGAACACGUUACAGGCCUGCUUUGGUGGGGAGUUCACAUGUUUUUGAGGCCUAUUUAGGAGGAGAUCCACUUAAGGAGACGUCCAGCUCUGGUGAUCUUGAUGCUGAGGACCAGCUUGACCAAGCCAGUCAGGAUAACGCUGCCACAUCAUUCGAAUCUAAAGGUGACAGCAGUAAGAGAUGCAGAGCUGUGUAUGUCCUUAACCAGGAAUCGGGGGUCUCUAGUGACACUAAGCCUGGUGUUCUUAAAGACCUCAACAGCAGUGAGGCGUGGUUUGACGCAGAGGAAGAGCUUGGGUGUGAUAACCGGUGUUCUAAGGAGAAGAAACAAACAGGACAGAAUGACAGAGGGGACAUAAAGAUGGAACAUAAAGGUGACAGAGAUGGGAAUGCAGAUCAAAGUUCCUUGCUGUAUGUCACUGACCUACCAAGUAAUGUUACUGAGUGUGAUUUGCUGCUUUGGUUUGAGCGGUUUCAUGCCAGUCAAGUGACCAUCACCACUUUCAACAAAAACAGGGCUGCAGUAGUGAUUGUAAAAAGCCCCAGUGAUGCAGAGAAAGCAGUAAGGGAGAUGAAUGGUCAAUCCAUUCGAGGCCACACUCUCCAUGUGGAACACAUCCACAGGUCUGCAGCAGGCGGUCAGGGCCCCAUCAAAGUGCCCUGUGCUGAAUGUUUCCCAGCUGCCUGUAAAGCCGGGCCUGUAGGGGAAGAAUUGCGCAUGCAUGGCUUACAGAAUGAUUUCCAGUGCUCCAGACCACUCCGCUGCAGUUUGGACAGGCUGAUCAAUAUAGACAGUAAGCCCACUGCAUCUGGUACCUGUGUGCCACAGCACUAUGCCACCAUGGGCAGCUUUGACACGCUCAUGGCCCGCUUAUCGGAGCGUCACCCGAAGGUGAGCCGACAGAGGAUCGUUGUUGCGUUGCUGGAGUUACGAGCUAAGCACCAGGGCUCCCUUAGCGGCCUACCCCUGAAAGCUAUAGCGGACAUGGCCUCUGACCUUCUCACUCAGCAAGCCGCAACAAAAUGA